CAACUCCCAGCUGCAGACUUCACAGACCAGCAGGACAGGUAAUUACCAGACAGCCCCAACCCUUGACGGAAGAAAACCAUGGGAAGAGUUUUCCUCAGCGAAAAGAGAGCCAACAAUGUACUGAAGCGAUAUCCGAGAGCUAACACUUUUUUAGAAGAAAUAAGGCAGGGGAACAUUGAACGUGAAUGCAGAGAAGAAGUCUGUAACUACGAAGAGGCCAGGGAAGCUUUUGAAAACGAUGCAAAGACAAAGGAGUUCUGGAACGACUACACAAAAGGACAUCAGGGAGAGAGUAACAGAGGAAGUAACUGGUAUCCAUUUUACCUGGCAUUUCCAUUAAUCAUCGGUCUCUUCGUCAUCCUCAUUGUCAUAUUCGUAACCUGGAGGUACCUCUUAAGAAAGAAAACCCGCAGACAGACGGUGUACAGGCGUCAGGACGGCCUCGAAGCCAUGGGGGAGGCAGCCCUGUCCGAUAGCCGAGGACCCCUCCCUCAGCACCUUGGCAUUGUUCACUCGCCCCAGGAAGACCUGUUCGACAGCAGCGGGUUGUCGCCGGGAUUUCUGGGAUACAUAGGUGGGCGCUCAGAUUCCAUCUCCACUCGCCUCUCCAACUGCGACCCACCGCCCUCAUACGAGGAAGCCACUGGGGAGGUGGGCCUGAGGCGCAGUGAAACGGAACACCAUUUAGACCCACCGCCCCAAUACGAGGACAUCAUGAACUCCAGCUCGGCCAACUCCAUUCCCAUGGUGCCCUUGGGCCACAGUGCCAAAUGAAGGAGGGAAGAACCUCCAUGUCUCUAGUUACUUUUCAAACACUAAUGAAUUUUGCCGCACUUUAUCGUUGCUUACUCAUGCAUUUCCAUAUUUUAUUGGACUCUUUGUCGACACACCAAUUCCCCUUUGUGGGGGGCCCUAGUAAUCUUCUUGGGUUUUUAUUUUCAUUUUAAGUACCAUCUCCUAGGUGUAUGUUUUGCCGGUCGAAGUCUAAGGGGCUGGAACACGGAAAGCUUAAGUGCGGAUAGAAAAGUACCAGCAGAGUACUAGGCUGGAUGCUCAUCCUCUAGACUGGAAGCUCGCUCUGGGCAGGGAAUGUGUCUUCCAACUCUGUGGCAUCUGGACUCUUCCAACUACUUAGUGAGUGCUCUGCACACAGUAAGCACUCAAAUACCAUGAGUGAUUAACAGAGAACUUGUGACCGGCUUGAGAGGUGAUCAUCUUCUAUGGUAUACCCAGCCUAGAGUUUAGGAGGUUUAGAACGUACCCCUAACAGUGUUGGCAAAAUAAAAAGCAGUGACUAACCAAAUCGGUUAAACAUCCUAACUUCCCAAGGUGGCUGUCUUAAUCACACUCUUCUACUCUGUCCUAACUUUUUUAAGGAAAAAUGCAUGUGGAUAUCUGGAAAGGUUUUGUACAGAGAGCAAUGCAUGAUAAAGUGCUAACCAUUUUGACAUAGAAAGCAAAACAGUCACUGAUCACAUUUCAGAUUUUUGUGGUUAAGAACCAGUGUUGUUGAAUAUUCUUUUAUGACAAUUCAAUUAUGUUCAUUUUUUGGCUUUUGCAGAGGUCUAAUGUGCUGAAUGGAUUUAGAGAGAAACCAGUCACACACAAACAUUGCUGAUUCACUGCUCAACUCAUAUUUUCCAUCUUUUCCCCCUCUCUUCCCUUUGCCACUCGUUCUUUAUCCCUCCUACCCUUUAAAAAAAAUCUGGCAGGAAUUCUGGAAGAAAAUUAUUUUUAAAACAGUUUUGGGGAAGGAUGUUUUCUCCCCUCAAGAUUGCUGUAGGUUACCUGCUUAGCUAAAUGUUAAGGAAUUAAAGCACUAGAAUUUUUCUAGUGUAUGCAAAAUCCUGAAUGCCAGGAGUAGGCUAAAAUCCCACUAUUAGCUCUGAGUGUGUCUCAUGAUUGGGGCUUUACUGGGUUUUUGUUAUUUACAUAGGGUUGGGUAUAAAUAUAAAAUAAGGGCUGUUGGGUAUAAAUAUAAAAUAAGGGCUCGUGGUGUAUCGGGGCGGGGGGUGUGUGUUCCCAUCCAUCCCCCCGCCCCCCACUCCUCCCCAUGAUAGCCGAGAAAGGGAAAACUAUUGCCAACUUCUCCCCCAGCAGCUGGGCUCUUUACUGAUGGAUGGGAUUGCGUUUCCACGAUGCGCUGACUGGAAGCUUUUUACACCCUGCUCUCAGGAAUACCAGGAAUGCCAGUUGUCCUCCCAUCCCACCUCCCCGGCUUGGUGUCACAAGGAAUGAUUUACCAGGACUGAAGAUAUGUCUGCCUCUCAUGAAAACUUGCCAAAUUGGUAGAUUGUCCCAGUAACUGAAAUGUAGGUUCAUUCACUGUCAGUUGUACUUAUUGAGUGCUUACUGUGUGCAGAGCACUGUACUAAGCAUUUGGGAGAUCUCAAUACAAAGUUAGCAGAGAGAGACUGCAUGCUCUGAGGAAAAGCUAGUUGUUAUUUAUGUGCUCCACUCUAGGAAAUGUCCCAUAAAUUCCUGGACCCAACCGGACUCACAAGAACCCAUUCUGAUGUUUUUUCUCCACAUGGCAGGGGAUUCUUAAAGAAAAUGUUUGAAAAGGGGAACAAACUGCUUCAGGGUUUGGGAAAACAUUUUCUAGAAGGGCCACACUGCUUUAUCACAUGGUCUACAAGUACAAGGUUAAGCCUUGUUACCUGUAACUUGGGUGGUCAUCAAGCAUUUUCCUUCUUAGCGUGAUCAGUGAACGAAAGAUUGGCCCAAUCAGUUUAUUCCCUCCAAUUUGGACUUCUUGGAAGGGUAGCAAUCAAAAUGCCAAUCUAAUGACCACUCUUUAGGUGGAAGGGCAACCCGCCUUUUUGAUUUGAACUUAAUGACUGGCAGGACAUUAUUUGAACCAAAGCAGGUCUAAGAGUCAAAAGAUUCAAUAUUGGAUCACUAAAUUCAUGUCCAGUUAAAUCUGUUCAUGCAUCUUAAGCAUCUGAGUGGGUAUCUACUUUCUCCCUUUCACAAAUAACUUGUUUGUAGGCAAAAUUAAUGUUUGCCCUUUGUUUACACUGACCAUUCUGUUGUCAAAGAGCCUUUCAUUCUGAUUAGUCAGAGAACUCAGAGAAGAAAAGUGGAAAUUGGCAAUGGGAAAAUAAAAGAAUCCCUGUUUGAUGUAAAAAAUGAACGCAACUAUUUUCUUUUUCAUGAAAGGUGUUACACGACCUAUUCGGAAAUGGAAGUACAGUUUUGUAGAUUGGAGUUUACUGAAAUUAAGGCGUGUCUUUGACUUGUGAUAUGUUUAAUGUUUAAUGUUUCUGCCUGUGCAAUCUAAUUGAUAGUCCAUUUGCCUCUUAAUGGUUUUUAUAAAGAUUUAUUUUUGCAGGAUUCACUUCCUUUUUUAAAACAACUGUAUCUAAAAUGAAUGAAUUCUUUUGCGGUAAAUAUGAAAGUAGGAUUAACAACCUUACCUCUGAAUGCGUUUACCAUAACUUCUGGGGACUACAGAAUGGGCAGAUUUUCAAGAUGCGUGCUUUGAAUGUAAUAAUGACUCAUGUCUUGUGCAAACCAAUAAAAUGACUUAUUUGCUGAUAACCAGUGUGAACAGAGAUAGAGCCCUUUAUUAAGGUGUGAUGAAUAACUUGAUACCUGUGAGGGUAGCUGUGUCCAUUGCAAAAAUUACCUGUAUUGUGUUACAACGUUAAAUAUGUUUGAAGAUUUGGUUUACAUUAAAUUAUCAGUUAAACAUUUUGCUGAUAGUUAUAAAAUACAA
Molecule: messenger RNA, 3721 nt
Organism: Tachyglossus aculeatus (Australian echidna)
Lineage: Eukaryota; Metazoa; Chordata; Mammalia; Monotremata; Tachyglossidae
Gene: PRRG1
Product: proline rich and Gla domain 1
Exons: 4
Coding region: 79-774 (231 amino acids)
Cellular component (GO): extracellular region
Molecular function (GO): calcium ion binding
Source: RefSeq, a predicted model, not a curated record